AUGAUUAAAAUAUCUUUUACGUUAAUACCAUUAUUUUUAUUGUUAUUACUAUUUUUAAAUGAUUGUAUUGGUUUAUAUAUUUAUAUGAAACCAUUUACAAAUAAUAAAUGUAGUGGUGAAUCAGAAGGAAUUGGAUAUAUUUUUAAUCAAAAUGAAGAUUCAUGUAUUAUUUUAUCAAACUCUACAAACCCAAUAAAUUCUAGUUUAGAAAUCAAUGUAUUUGGAGAGAUUGGAUCAUUUCAAAUUUUUAAUUCUUUAAAUUGUAAAAUCGAUUCAAAUGAUCCAAAACCAAUUUCAUUUGCAUUUAAAAAUAAUCAAUGUGUUAAUUUACCAACAAUGUUUAAUUAUAAUUUUAAUUCAACAACAACAAUAACAACAGAAUCACCAAUGAAUUCAUUUAAUACUGAUAAUGUUAAUCAAUAUUUUCAAAUGAACUUAAUUUCGUCUCUGAAUGAAAUUAAUCAAAUAAUUGAUCAAGUAUAUGGUGUAAAGAAAUUUCAAUAUCAAUUAUCAAAUCAAUGUUCAAAUUCAAACUUUCAAUUAAUUCAAUUUUUUACAAAUAAUUUUAAUAUAACUACUGAAAUUAAUAAUAAUAAUAAUAAUAGUAAUAAUACUACAAUAACCUCAAGCAUAUUUUGUAAUUCCCAAAAAGAACCAACUAUUCAGCAAUGUCGAAAUGGUGCUGACAACCAAUGUAUAUUUGAAUCUUUAUUUUUGCCUUGUUCUGAAAUAAUUGAAAAUGAUAUUAGUUACAAUUUAGUACAAACUUGUUAA
This is a messenger RNA of Dictyostelium discoideum AX4, 774 nucleotides long. RefSeq lists its product as hypothetical. The coding region runs from base 1 to 774 and encodes 257 amino acids. The record is from RefSeq and is a predicted model, not a curated record. Lineage: Eukaryota; Evosea; Eumycetozoa; Dictyosteliales; Dictyosteliaceae. The transcript has a single exon.